Messenger RNA from Juglans microcarpa x Juglans regia, 1017 nucleotides. RefSeq lists its product as uncharacterized. The record is from RefSeq and is a predicted model, not a curated record. The coding region runs from base 1 to 1017 and encodes 338 amino acids. The transcript is spliced from 3 exons. NCBI's taxonomy places the organism in Eukaryota, Viridiplantae, Streptophyta, Magnoliopsida, Fagales, Juglandaceae.
AUGCCUAGUUAUUUGCAAAACUAUCAUUGCAAUUUAGCUACUUCUGCUUCUCAAUCAUCUACCAGGGAUCCUGCUACUAAUCCAGAAUUAGAACCUUCAUUUUAUCACCAAGCUGUCCAGCAUGCUUAUUGGAGAGCUGCUAUGUCUGCAGAAUUAUCUGCAUUAGAAAUGAAUGACACUUGGGCUCUCACAACAUUACCACCUAAUAAAACUCCUAUAGGUUGUAAGUGGGCUUCAAGACAAUGGAAUUCCAAGUUCACUUCUGUGCUGUUUAACAUGGGAUUCUCACAAUCAAAGGCUGACUAUUCCUUGUUUACUAAGAAAGAAGGAAGCUCAUUUGUUGCCUUGUUGUUGUAUGUAUAUGAUAUACUGCUAGCUAGUAGUGAAGUAGCUGCAAUUGAGAUUGUUAAAAAAUCUCUAAGUGCUGAAUUCAAAUUGAAAGAUUUGGGGCCAUCAAAAUUUUUUCUUGGCAUGAAAAUAGCUAGAUCAAAAAAGGGCAUCUCUUUGUCUCAAAGAAAGUAUACUCCAGAGCUCGUUUCAGAUUCUGGUUUACUUGCUGCAAAACCAGCUUUAUUUCCUAUGGAUACUCAUGUGAAGUUAUCAAAAGAUGAUGGUGAAUUAGUGGAUGAUAUUUUAGCUUACAGAAGGCUAAUUGGCAGGUUAUUGUAUUUGACUCAUACCAGACCCGACAUUACAUUUGCAGUACACCAUCUUAGUCAAUUCUUAGAUAGCCCUCAAAUGCCCCAUUUACAAGCUGCUAUGAGAAUCUUGACAUGUCUCAAGUCUGCUCCUGGACAAGGUCUACUGUUUCCAGCUUCAUCAAAGGUUCAUAUAAAAGCUUUUUCAAAUUCAGACUGGGCUAGUUGUCCAUAUACUCGUAGAUCACUAAGUGGCUAUUGUAUUUUCAUUGGGGAUUCUCUUGUAUCAUGGAAAUCUAAGAAGCAACACACAAUAUCAAGAUCUUUAGCUGAGGCUGAAUAUAGAUCAAUGGCAUUCACUGUUUGUGAAAUUAUCUAG